Anopheles stephensi (Asian malaria mosquito) is the source of this 2876-nucleotide messenger RNA. Its product is annotated as sodium- and chloride-dependent glycine transporter 2-like. Bases 896 to 2803 code for a protein of 635 amino acids. Gene Ontology annotation, biological process: sodium ion transmembrane transport. NCBI's taxonomy places the organism in Eukaryota, Metazoa, Arthropoda, Insecta, Diptera, Culicidae. The record is from RefSeq and is a predicted model, not a curated record. The transcript has 7 exons. Gene Ontology annotation, cellular component: membrane.
GUAAAAUAUUUUCUCUUCAAACAUUAACGCCUGCAGCCCAAACUUCGUUCGAUGACAACACUCAGUAGUAACUCUCAUUCCGCUAAAGAUCGUCAUUUGCAAACGUAUCAAACAUAUUACUAAAGUCUCAUUUAUAGGUUGCAAGAAUGGCCCUAUAUUUAUUCUCUGGAAGCAACAGAUUCUGCGUCGCGUUCAACGACUCCGUUUCUCACAAACAUAAACUAGGUAAAUUCUGAUGGACACAGUGUGAACCCCAGCAUCUCAAGGCUAAACUUCAUAGACAACCCCGUGGGAACGCUGUUUAGGCGUUGAAGAAGCUGGAUUCAGGCUCCACACUUCUUCCACAUUAACUAGACCAUCAUCUUCAGCAAGCUACAGAUCGAUGAUUCUUCUAGGCCUGAACUGGACUGCAUAAAUGUGGACGUGGCUCCAACAAGACUGUGCAAGAUGAUCACAGCAAAAUCAUAUGGAACCCAUCGAUGUACAUCCGGAUGGAAUGGGAAUACUCAACCGAACUGGAAAUACAUGUAAAGACCGACGAAAUAUGCCAUUUAUAUCACAAAGUGACUCGGUAAACCGUGUAUUAAAAUAUUGUUUCCACCCAUGGUUCUUUCCGGAUACUCGCUUAAUUUCCGUUGGUAAAAAGAAAACGGCCCGCGAUGCCGAGCCGCUGCAUGGCACUGUUCGGCCUUCACAGUAAGUUAAUUUGCAAUAUUUCGCAUCGCAUUGCGAUCUGCUGCACUAUCAUCAGAUCCGAUCGAUGACAGGGCACACGCUACCGAAGCCAGACACUCUAAAGCCCAUUUCCCCAGUUACGACGGUGCUGUGCGGGAACAACUGACGACUGCGGCUGCGACUAUCUGAUCGGUGUGAUUCGGUACCGACGGAAACGGCAAUGGAUAGUGCCACGAUCCAAGAUGCAAUUGAAGACUGUGGCGAGAAACUGACCGUCGACGUUUGGCUGAAGCGCGUGGAACGUCGAAGACAGCUUGCGUACACAUCCGACUACGAUCUCUGCAGCGAUCAACCGAUGAGCGAUGAGGUGCUGGCCAAACGGGGGUCCUGGACGGGCCGUUACGAUUUCCUUCUGUCGCUGCUGGGGUACUCGGUGGGGCUGGGAAAUGUUUGGCGCUUUCCCUACCUUUGCUACAGCAAUGGAGGAGGCGCUUUCCUGAUACCGUUCACCGUGAUGCUGGUCAUAGCCGGACUGCCGCUAAUGUUCAUGGAGCUUUCUCUGGCUCAGUACGUCGGUUUGGGACCGGCCAUCCUCUUCAAACGGUUGGCUCCUCUGUCGGAGGGCAUAGGGUACGGGAUGAUACUGGUGUCCGGUAUGGUUAUGCUGUACUACAACGUCAUUAUCGCCUGGACCGUGUUCUACAUGGUGGUGUCGUUCGAGAAUCCGCUCCCGUGGCGAGGCUGUCAGCACGAGUGGGCUACGCCGAACUGUUUCUCGUACGAGGAGGAGGACAACUGUCUUGCCACCAACGGGUCGUACUACAUGAGCUCCUGUCUCUCCAGGGAACAAUUUCGUUCGCUCAAUGCAACUAUCCGUAUGCCGCGGAAACCACCGGCAGAAGAAUUUUUCAAAAAUUACUUCCUCCAAAUUUCGUCCGGCAUCGAGGAAACCGGCAUGAUAAACCAACGGCUAGCCAUCUGCCUGCUGGCCGCAUGGGUGAUUGUAUUCCUCUGUCUGUCCCGCGGUGUCAAGAGCUCCGGCAAGGUAGUAUACUUUACCGCCCUCUUCCCGUACCUGGUCCUGGCGGCCCUCUUCGUUCGUGGCCUUACGCUGCCCGGAGCGUACGAUGGCAUACUGUACUACGUGCGGCCAGACUGGGACAAGCUGCGAACCGCUCAGCUGUGGGGAGAUGCUGCCGUACAGAUCUUCUUCGCCCUCAGCCCAGCCUGGGGCGGACUGCUAACGUUGGCUUCGUACAAUCGAUUCGACAACAAUUGCUACCGGGAUGCGAUCGUGGUGGCCAUCUCGAACAUUCUGACGUCGUUCUUUGCCGGCUUUGUCAUAUUCGCGAUCAUAGGCUUUCUGGCGCACGAACUCGACACCGGAGUGGACAGUGUAAUUGAUCAGGGCGCUGGUCUGGCGUUUGUCGUGUUUCCCGAGCUCGUCGGAAAGCUGCAGAUGCCUCGAUUGUGGUCGGUACUGUUCUUCUUCAUGCUGCUUACACUCGGCCUGGACUCCCAGUUUACGCUGAUGGAAACGGUUGUGACGGCGGUGCUGGACACGUUUCCAGCGCUGCGUCGAAGAAAGGUUGCCGUGGUGGCCGGUGUCAGCAUCGUCGGGUACCUCGGUGGAUUAAUCUUUGUGACAAACGGCGGGAUGUACUGGUUCCAGCUGUUCGACAAGUACGCUGCGAACUGGUCCGUACUGCUGAUAGCCAUCGCCGAGUGCGUUCUGGUCGGAUGGGUGUACGGUGCGGAACGCUUUAUCGGCAAUAUAGAGGAAAUGAUGGGCAAACGGUCGAAAUGGUUCCAUCGGUUUUGGGUCACGGUUUGGAAGUACAUCACGCCCGCCAUGUUGUUGUUUAUACUUUGCUUCAACUGGCUGCAAUACAAACCUGUGUCGUACGGUCGGUACAUCUAUCCGAACUGGGCCGACGUGAUCGGGUGGAUAAUAGCGCUGACACCCUUCGGUAUUGCGAUUGUAGUGGCUGUUAGGCGAAUGUGUACCGGACCAUGCACUUGGCAGUCUUUCCGAAAGUUGCUGCAACCCUCAGUCGAUUGGAAACCGUCGCAGCCCCGGAUGGCUUCGGAGAUGGCGUAUGCCAACAGUAGUGGCAUCGAACUGUAAUGGGAAUCCCAGUGCUUUAAACUUUGUAGAUAAGAAUUAGCAAUAUAAACAAUGUUUCUUCACAUCAGCUUAA